Molecule: messenger RNA, 5981 nt
Organism: Cydia strobilella
Lineage: Eukaryota; Metazoa; Arthropoda; Insecta; Lepidoptera; Tortricidae
Gene: torso
Product: tyrosine-protein kinase receptor torso-like
Exons: 15
Coding region: 621-3047 (808 amino acids)
Biological process (GO): positive regulation of kinase activity; protein phosphorylation; multicellular organism development
Cellular component (GO): plasma membrane; signaling receptor complex
Molecular function (GO): transmembrane receptor protein tyrosine kinase activity; ATP binding; protein binding
Source: RefSeq, a predicted model, not a curated record
UAUGUAAGCUACUAGGGAUAAGCAACAUAAUCGCUUAAGCAACAUUGGCUUAAAGGAUAUCCAGUCAUGUUUAAGAGAUUACAGUAGAUAAAUACCCAACUGCACAAUAACAUACAAAUUUUAUUUACUUCAUAGUAACACGUUUAAUGUGCCGCGUUGACGCCGCAGACCGGAUAAAUGUGUAGCAAAACUGGUCGUCCGGAAAACCUCCACCCCUAAAGCACAAAAAGUACAAAAUAUUAGGUACAUAUUGCAUAACGAAUCGCGAUUUACGAUGGAAAGUCAAACGCGCGGCUCACGCUGCCCAGUCCACGCUCGCAGCUCUAAAGAACGACCGCUCGGCCUAGCUACGUGCGAAUUUUCCGGACACAUUUCAAAAUUUGAAUUUCGAACAUUAUAUUUUUUUAUAUCCGCUCUCGAAAAUUUGCCACUAUUUUCAAGUGGAUUCUAAUGACAAUUGUUUUCUCGUUGUUUUUUUACGACGAAAUGGUAAACAAAGAUCAUAGACAUUGAUAAGGUUGUACUUGUCGCCUAAAAAUAAACUGUCUACCCUCACUCACUGGCUGAAAGAGUGCUGAUGACAGUGAUGACUGAACAGAAAUAAAACGCGGUUUAACAAAAUGGCGAUUUCGAAAAUUAGAUUAGUGUUUAGGGGGUGUAUACAGUUAGUUUGUAUUGCGUGUUUGAUAAUUCGGACAGAAUCGAUUGAAAGUGAAAUUGUGCUAGUGGACAAACUAAAUUAUUCUAAUAAAACGUUAAAUACGAUUGCUGAAGAGAUCUGCAACGUUUUCACGGCACCAGACGACCCAGUAUGUUUAUCUAACUGGCUAAGUCCGCCGGUUCUGCUGGGGCUACCAUCGGAACUUAAUAUCACAAAGCUGGAUAAGGAAGUGUAUUAUGAAAUAUCGCCUUCAGAUUACCUACAAGCCGUGAUCAUGGUUUCUGAUGACGAGAGUCAUAUCGUACAACAUCUCCUGAUACCACCGUCACGGAAUGAAAAAGUCUGGCUAAACUCCACUCAAAACUACACGUUUUGGACAGCAGCUGUGGUUGACAAUGGGACCCACUCUCCGUGGCUUCAGGGUCCAAAGUUACUUGCAAGGAAUAUCACUCAUAAAAAUGAGCAAAAGAUAAAUUAUACUAUCAACAUUGAUAUAGAUUACAGUGACAUGAUGAAUUGCCACUGUUCUAAUGUUAAUUUUACUUGGAAAAUAAAUAAUGAAUCGGAUAAAUCAUUCAGAGUAAUAAAUGACUGCCCUAUAACCAACUUUCGCACCGAAGAGGUCAUUCAUUGUAAGCCAGGAGAAUCAGAAAUCAAGUAUUCCCAAGCCGUGCCCUUGGGGAGCAAAUGUUAUUUCGCAGUCUCGGGUUAUGGCAAAGGCGGACUUCCGUAUGAUAUAGAACCGCAAGCAGUCAAAAACAUCACAUUGCUCCCUGUUCCCAACGGGGAUGCGUGGGACAUUGGCGUCAGCUGGUUGCAGCCGAUACACAGCCCUGACCGGUACCGGGUGGAAAUUCAAGUGGGGGAAGAGGAAUACAAGGUCAAUGUGUCUGGGAAGGCUACAGAAAUGACGUUCUCCGGAGUGUUGGACUAUGGGCUGUACGAGUACAGCGUGUCGGUGUGCGCUUUCAAGGGCCCCGUCUGUAUGCACGAGAGCAUCCGCGGCAUUUUUCCGCGUGGGCCGGUAGCCUCCAGCUCAGUGCCGGUACUGGGCUCUCUUCUCGCCAUGCUCUUGUUGGCAACCAUACUAGUGAGUGUCGUGGUCUGGUGCAAACGGCGCCGCGACAACAAGGCGAAACUGCUGUUUCUUGAGGAUGAUCCAGAAGACUUCCCAAAGAAGCUGUUUCCUGAAAUAAUCAGUGACCUGCCCGUUACUGAAGACAGCUGGGAGAUUCGUCCAGAGAAGCUGCAGUUACACGAAGUUAUAGGCGAGGGCGCUUUUGGUGUGGUGCGACGAGGGACUCUAGCGCCUGGCAAGGCUGUUGCAGUCAAAAUGCUUAAAGACUACCCAUCUAGAGACGAAGUGCGCUCGUUCCGCGCGGAGACAGAGCUGAUGAAGAGCGUCGGCGCGCACCCUCACGUGGUCAGCCUCGUGGGCUGCUGCAGCGGCCGGAGGCCUCUUAUAGUCGCCGAGUACUGCAGCCGUGGGGACUUGCUCUCUUACUUGAGGUGCUCGUGGGACGUGAUGGUUUCCAAACGCAACGCCAAAUACUGCAACAACAACUUUGAAACCAACUACCGCAACGAUCUCUUCAAGAGUUCUCACGAACACUCCAAACUGGUGGUCAAUAAGAUGUACGACCUCAAGGGAGUCUGCGACACUGAACUGACUUACGUGGACCUUCUGUCUUUCUGUCGUCAGAUAGCCAUGGGAAUGGAAUUCUUAGCUUCCAACAGAGUAGUCCACCGAGACUUGGCAGCUAGAAAUAUUCUGGUGACCAGCGAUAGGACACUGAAGAUAGCGGACUUUGGACUGUCCAGGGACAUUUAUCAAGAGAAUCAGUAUAAGCAGAAGGGCAACGGAAAGAUGCCGGUAAAAUGGAUGGCUUUGGAGUCUUUGACACACAGGAUAUAUACUACGCAGAGCGAUGUCUGGUCCUUCGGCGUGGUGGUGUGGGAGGUGGUGACGGUGGGCGGCGCGCCGUACGCCGACGUGGCGGCGGCGCGCCUGCCGCGCCUGCUGCGCGCCGGCUACCGCAUGCCGCGCCCCAACGCCUGCUGCAAACAGCUGUACGACCUGAUGCUGGCAUGCUGGCAGGCGCGGCCGCGCGACCGGCCGACCUUCGCCGAACUACACAGCGAACUAGACGCCAUGCUGCACUGCGCUUGUGCCGAACAAUAUCUGGCGCUGGACCUGGACAUGGAACUCAAGCCGGAAGAACCGAGAAGUGUCUACAUGAUGAUCAUGGAGUUCGCAAGAGGCAAGCGCCGCCUCGGCUCUGGGUACGCCUCGCCGCUGCCUCGCACACACAGCAACCACUACUCCUCGCCUCCAGCACCGAACAAGCCUCCUAGUAUCAGUGUCAGUGUACCGCUGUGCUCCUAAACCCUCACUACCUUCAUAAACUCAGAGGCAAGAGCGCCAUGGUAAGCUACGCCUCGCACACACCGCAACCACUACUCCUCGCCUCCAGCACCGAACAAGCCUCCUAGUAUCAGUGUCAGUGUACCGCUGUGCUCCUAAACCCUCACUACCUUCAUAAACUCAGAGGCAAGAGCGCCAUGGUAAGCUACGCCUCGCACACACCGCAACCACUACUCCUCGCCACCAGCACCGAACAAGCCUCCUAGUAUCAGUGUCAGUGUACCGCUGUGCUCCUAAACCCUUACUACCUUCAUAAACUCAGAGGCAAGAGCGCCAUGGUAAGCUACGCCUCGCACACACCGCAACCACUACUCCUCGCCUACAGCACCGAACAAGCCUCCUAGUAUCAGUGUCAGUGUAACGCUGUGCUCCUAAACCCUCACUACCUUCAUAAACUCAGAGGCAAGAGCGCCAUGGUAAGCUACGCCUCGCACACACCGCAACCACUACUCCUCGCCACCAGCAGCGAACAAGCCUCCUAGUAUCAGUGUCAGUGUACCGCUGUGCUCCUAAACCCUCACUACCUUCAUAAACUCAGAGGCAAGAGCGCCAUGGUAAGCUACGCCUCGCACACACGGCAACCACUACUCCUCGCCUCCAGCACCGAACAAGUCUCCAAGUAUCAGUGUCAGUGUACCGUUAUGCUCCUAAACCCUCACUAGGUACAUUAAUAAACUCAGAAGCAAGAGCGCCAUGGUAAGCUACGCCUCGCCGCUGCCUCGCAAUACGGCAACCCUACUCCUCGUCGCCUCCCGCGCUGGAUAAACUUCCGCAUCAGUGUCAGUGUACCGUUGUGCUCCUAAACCUUCAUGCCAUCAAUAGAAUCUCACAGGGGCAAGCGCUGUAGAAACCUGUACCCACCUUUUUUGAGGAACUCCAUACUGGUUCCUCGAGAAAAUCUCGACAGGGAACUCAAUGCACGAGCCGGAGUGUGCGCGAGGUGAAGUUUUCGAAAACCGCACAUUGCGCGGCCAUUUAGAUUCAGGAUUCUUCUUCUUUCGUGUCGAAGCUGAAAUUAAUACUACGAAAGCAACGAUGCUGACAAAAACGUGUGUGUGUGUGUGUGUGUGUGUGUGUGUGUGUGUGUGUGAAUGUGUGCCGACGACGAGCGGUGCUUAGCGAGGGAUGGCAUGCAGCCGAGUUCGAUAGAUCUGAACGCAUUAUUGAGGCUGUCGUAUCAUACCCAAUGCAUAGCCAACGCAAUUAAUACCUUUUAACGUUAACGUUUCAAAAUUGUCACAAAGGGACCAUAAAGAGAUUCGAUAAGUCAUAAGUCGAUUUGAUAAGAGUACUAAGGUCAAAGAAGAAAAAGUGCCUUGUAGUUAAAUAUAAUUGUAGGUACGAACUGCAAAGAUAUUGUUGAUGUUGCAACGUUCUGUUGCUUUUCUUUGUACAUUCAGCAGCAGAAGCAGAAAUAUCUAAGCCGGUAAGGUAUUCAAAUUGUUCUCUCUCUCAAAUUUUCUUGACAAUGAAGUUGUGGCCUGAUCAUUUUGACCAUCUCGCCUGCAAAGCAUCCGUUGUACCAAACUUGAUUUCUAUUUUAUUUAAUGCUGACUUUUGUAUUAUUUAAGUAAUUAUUUUACAUUAAAACCGACGAGAUAUUUUAAGUAGGACUUAUACUGAAUCUAUUUACUGAUUCGUUAAAUUGUCUUGAUAUCAUCAGAUCAUCACCGUCUGGUGAUUGCAAAUUUUAUAGCAAUUUCGGUACAGUUUUGCGGCCAGCUGAAGUGAUUUAUAAUAAAUACCAGCUAAUAAAUAUAUUAUCUCUCUAGAAAUUCGUUUUUAACAAUUACUUUAAUUCAACUGCGCUGUACCGAAAUUGCUGCAAAAUUUACGACAUCUGAUCAUCACUCAUAAGGUCGGCCUCACACAGCCGGAAUGUCUAUCUGAAUUCAGAUUCUUAAUUCAGAAAGCUGUGCCUCACACACAUGUCUUCUUAACCAUUCCGAUUGAUCAGCGGGCGUAGCAUGGUUCCAUUUUGCCUGUCACUAUGCCCGUCACUUUCGCACUUACAUACUUGUUAGAACGUGACAGGCUUGGUGACAAGAGAUAAAAAUGCGACCGUGCUACCGCCGCAGGUUGUCUUACGAACGUCUGUCUCACUAUCUCCCACGAAUGUCAACUGGCAAAUUCAUAAUCUAAUUCCAGCGUGUGUGCUCGUCCAUUCUUAAAGUUUGGAAAGAGGUGCGUCAGGAAUUCAUAAUCUUAAUUUUCAUAUUUUGAAUUCAGAACGCUCGUCAGUAUUAUUCUAAACGCCCCACACAGUGGCUAACAAUGGGCCAUGGCAAACCACUGCCAUGGGCGAUUGUGUGAACACCAAGGCCACGAAUCCUUUGAAGUGACAUAAAAACCGACAACUUCCCGAUUGCGCACCACGGUAGACAACGAUGGCCAGCCGUCCGCCAUUGUAUACCAUUGCCCGUACACAAUGGCGAUGGCUUGUCAUGGACCAUCCUUGACCACUGUGUAUUGGGGGGCCUUAACAGAUCGAUCUGAGAAAUUCAUCUCAAAAAAUCAGAACGUGUGUGGAACAUAAGUAAUGACGCUGUAUGUAAUUCCGGGUUUUCUGUAUUAAGAGUCUGAAUUCAGAGAGACAUUCCGGACGUGUGUGGCCGGCCUAACGUCUAUACAUAUAUUUUUAACAAUAUGGCAAACCCGUGCUGUGCGUACAUGUGAUCUAUGUACUACUAUUAAGGUAUAUUUUCCUAUGUUGAAGCCGUCUUUAGUUGUAAUUAUAGUUUACAUCCUAAUGUAUUAUGUUUUUAAUUUACUUGCAUGAUGCAAGACCAGUCACUAUGUUAGCAUAUAAGUUUUUAAUUUACAGUAUUGAUAAGUUGUGCUAUAAUGUGAUUAAGAAUAAAUACUUUGUACUUACCUAAUGGUGGUUUAUUUCAA